Messenger RNA from Clupea harengus (Atlantic herring), 1958 nucleotides. It is a transcript of the gene dct, whose product is annotated as dopachrome tautomerase. Gene Ontology annotation, biological process: melanin biosynthetic process from tyrosine; ventricular zone neuroblast division; developmental pigmentation. The record is from RefSeq and is a predicted model, not a curated record. NCBI's taxonomy places the organism in Eukaryota, Metazoa, Chordata, Actinopteri, Clupeiformes, Clupeidae. Gene Ontology annotation, cellular component: melanosome. Gene Ontology annotation, molecular function: oxidoreductase activity; dopachrome isomerase activity.
CAUAAAAAAAUAAAAAGAACAGUGGGCAUUAUGAGCGGAUGCGAACCGAGCCAGAGACAUAAGACACAGACCUCUGAGCUGCUGCGAACCCAGCCACAGACAUAAGACACAGACGUCUCCCUCUGACGUCUCCCACUCACAUCUCCACCAUCACUGUGGACAAUUUUAAGAACACACUCAAUUCCACGCUUGUUUAGAGGAGCUAAUGAGGCAGAUCGUCGAGGCGAGAGGGUGUGUAAAUUGAUUUUUUGCGGAAGCCGUGGGUCGAGCGAGAGAGUCAUGAGAGGCGUUGUGUUGCUGUGUCUGGUGUGCGUGUGGAGCUGGCCGGGGCAUGUGGAGGCUCAGUUCCCCAGGGCUUGCUGCACCGUGGAGGGGAUCACCUCCAAGCAGUGCUGCCCGGCUUUGGGCUCGGAUCCAGCCAACAUGUGUGGAACUUUAUCUGGACGAGGAAACUGCUCCAACGUGAGAGUGGAUACCAAGCCCUGGGGUGGACCUUACAGACUGAGAAAUGUGGAUGACAGAGAGAGAUGGCCAACUAAAUUCUUUAAUCGCACCUGCAGGUGCAGUGGUAACUUUGCGGGCUAUAACUGUGGGGACUGUAAGUUUGGCUGGACAGGGCCUGAGUGUGACCAGUUGAAGCCCCGUCUGGUACGGAAGGACAUCCACUCUCUGACCCCCGCUGAGGUUCAGGUGUUCCUAGACGUACUGGACCAGGCCAAGACCACCACGCACCCCGACUACGUCAUCGCAACGGAACACUGGCUCGGUCUGCUGGGCCCCAACGGCACUGAGCCCCAGAUUGCUGAUAUCUCCAUUUACGACUUCUUCGUCUGGCAACAUUAUUACUCGGUCAGAGACACACUAUUAGGUCCAGGACGACCGUUCAAAGCCAUUGAUUUCUCCCACAAAGGCCCUGCCUUCAUCACUUGGCACAGGUUCCACCUCCUCACCCUGGAGAGGGAACUACAAAAACUGACAGGGGAUGAAAACUUUGCUGUCCCAUUCUGGAACUUUGCCACCGGGAAGAAGGAGUGUGAUGUGUGCACGGACGCUCUCCUGGGGGGCCGCGAUCCUAACGACCCCACCCUCAUCAGCCCAAACUCCAGAUUUUCUAAAUGGGGAGUGGUCUGUAACAGCCUGGAUCAAUACAACCAGCUGGUCACCCUCUGCAACGGCACGGGCGAAGGCCCCCUGAGGAGAGGCGUGAUGGAGAGCGCCAACCUGACCCUGCCCACCAUGACCGACAUCAGGAGCUGCCUCCGGCUCAGGGACUUCGACAGUCCCCCCUACUUCACCAACUCCACAUUCAGCUUCAGGAAUGCUCUGGAGGGCUUUGACAUGCCUGAUGGAGAGCUGGACAGCUCAGUGACUAACUUGCACAACCUGGUUCACUCCUUCCUCAACGGAACCAACGGCCUCGCACAUGCUGCUGCCAAUGACCCCAUCUUUCUGCUGUUGCAUGCCUUCACCGACGCCAUAUUCGAUGAAUGGAUGAGGAAGUUCCCACACAACUCCAGCUUCCCUGAUGAGAUGGCCCCUAUUGGCCACAACAGGCAUUACAACAUGGUGCCAUUCUUCCCCCCAGUCACCAAUGAGGACAUCUAUGUGGCAUCAUCAGAUCUGGGCUAUUCCUAUGCUGUAGAACUGGAAGAAGUGGAGGGAACGCCGGUGGUGGUGCUGGGCUCCGCUCUGGGCGGCGUGUUCCUGGGCCUGCUGCUGCUGCUUAUGCUGGCCCUGCUGUACGUCCAGCAGAGGAGGAAGAGAGGCUUUGAGCCCCUCAUCAAGGCCGAGUUCACUCAGAAGAGAUACACGGAGGAGGCGUGAGGCCAGCAACAGUGGAGAGGCUCGGAGACGAAACAUGCACCACUUGUUGUUCUUUUGUAAUUAGACCUGGGUAACUGGGCACUGUCUUCAGUUGACUUUCUUACUGUAAGAUUAAAGGGCCCUGUUCCUCAACA